Messenger RNA from Mycosarcoma maydis (corn smut), 2961 nucleotides. Its product is annotated as DNA topoisomerase 3. The transcript has a single exon. Lineage: Eukaryota; Fungi; Basidiomycota; Ustilaginomycetes; Ustilaginales. The coding region runs from base 1 to 2961 and encodes 986 amino acids. The record is from RefSeq and is a predicted model, not a curated record. Gene Ontology annotation, molecular function: zinc ion binding; DNA topoisomerase type I (single strand cut, ATP-independent) activity; DNA binding. Gene Ontology annotation, biological process: DNA topological change. Gene Ontology annotation, cellular component: nucleus.
AUGCGUAUCUUGUGUGUGGCCGAAAAGCCCUCGAUCGCAAAGAGCAUAGCGAACAUCCUCGCACGUGGACAUGCCUCGAAUCGUCCUGGAAAGGACAAGUUCUGCCGCAACUAUGAUUUCCAGUACCGCAUGCCUGGUGUGCAAGGUAUGGUGGAUAUGACCAUGACCUCGGUGCGUGGCCAUCUCACCAACACCGACUUUGGCCCUCAACACAAGGCUUGGUUCUCGUGUCCGCCCGCAGAUCUCUUCCAGGCUCCUGUUAUCACAAACCUCAGCGAUGAUGCAAAAGAUAUCGGGACAAAUCUCCGCCUGGAAGCUCGGAAUGCCGACGCCGUCAUGAUCUGGACCGAUUGCGAUCGUGAAGGCGAGCACAUUGGAAGCGAGAUUGUCGCUGAAGUGCGCAAAGUGCGUCGCAAUAUCCGCGUCAUGCGUGCCCGAUUCUCUGCUAUCAUCGACUCGCAGAUUCAUGCGGCUUGUCAGAAUACCGUCGAGCUCGAUUGGAGGGCUGCCGACGCUGUCGAGUCGCGAAUUCAGCUCGAUCUGCGUAUAGGUGCCGCUUUCACACGUAUGCAGACGUUGGCACUUCAGAAUCGCAUACCUGCCCUCGGCGAGCAGCGCCACGUCAUCAGCUACGGCCCUUGCCAGUUUCCUACGCUCGGAUUCGUGGUAGAUAGGUACAAGAAGGUCGUCCACUUUGUGCCCGAGCCAUUCUGGCUGCUGCAGGUGCACAAGUCACGUAGUAUGUCCGGAGGCGACCCAUCACCGGACGAUCCGCCAGAAGAGAUCCGCAAAGUUGUCUUCAAUUGGGACAGAGUUCACUUGUUCGACAAGUGCGCUGUGCAGAUAUUUUGCAAGCUCUGCCGUGAUAAUCCGGAUGCCACAGUCGACAGUGUGGCGACUAAGCAGACCAAAAAAUGGAAGCCGUAUCCUCUCACCACGGUUGAGCUUCAAAAGUCGGGCUCACGCCUCUUGCGACUCACGCCCAAACGUAUUCUGGAUGUGGCAGAGUCGCUGUACCAAAAGGGAUUCCUCUCCUAUCCAAGAACCGAGACGGAUGAGUACGACAAGGACUUAGACUUUACCAGCCUCAUUGCAAAGCAGACAGCCGACAGUGCAUGGGGCAACGUUGCACAACGGCUUCUGGAUGGCGCCUUUGAACGCCCUCGCAAUGGCAAGAACAACGACAAGGCGCAUCCGCCCAUCCACCCGACUUCGCACGCCAGCGGUCUCACCGGCGAUGACAAGCGCGUCUAUGACUAUGUGACACGACGCUUCCUUGCCAGCUGCUGGACCGAUGCAAUCGGUAAUCAAACAAGCGUAGCCAUCAGCAUUGCAGGCGAGAAGUUCCAUGCUUCGGGGUUAGUGAUCCUGCAACGAAACUAUCUCGAGGUGUUCACGUACGACAAGUGGGAAGGCAAUCUGCUGCCUCCUUUCGUUCGAGGCGAAACCUUUCGACCGACGCGACUCGAGAUGAAGGAAGGCGCCACGUCGCCGCCCAAACUGCUCACCGAAGCCGAUCUGGUGAGCCUCAUGGACAAGAACGGCAUCGGUACCGACGCUACCAUCGCCGACCACAUCGCCAAGGUCGUCGAGCGUCGCUACGUGAUGCAAGUCAAGGAAGGCAAGACCACAUAUCUCGUUCCGUCGACGCUGGGUAUCGGCCUUGUGGAAGGGUACAACCAACUCAACAUGGAAAAGUCGCUUAGCAAGCCUCUGCUGCGUCGCGAGACCGAGUUUCGCAUGUCGCUCAUUUGCGCCGGUCAGCGAAGCAAAGCAGAGACGAUCGCCGAGAGCCUGGACGAGUAUCGCCAAGUGUUUGCGCUCACCCAUCGCGAGUUUGAUCGUAUCGCGGCAACGGUGGUGCAUUAUCUGACCGAUCCAAAUGCCGGACAGGAAGCGCGCGCGGUCGAACUUCUUGACAGGGACCAAGAAAAAUCGGAUGAAAUCGCCGACGACGAUAGUGACGCGGACAGCGAUGACGGAUUUGAUGGGCCUGGAAAUGGCGGUGCAGCAACCCGUGGGCGUGCAGCAAGAACGCGUGGCAGAGGAAGCGCUAGCACGCGACCUACUCGAGGCGCACGCGGUGGUGAACGUGGAGGUGCGACAGCAGCUCGACCUGCACAACGUCAGGACGCAUCAGACGACAACGACGGUAACAGCAUUGUGAUGGCUCCACCGCCUUGUGCGAAUGGAGGAUCCGUCAAUGCUGCGCCACGCCCAUUUGGGGCACUGGCAACUGGCACAACUGGAACGAAACAAUGUCUGUGCGGUGACCCCGCUGCAGAGCGAACGGUGAACAAGGCCGGACCGAAUCAAGGACGUCGCUUUCUCGCAUGUGCAAAAGCGAUGGGCGAUUCGAGCAAGUGCGACUUUUUCGAUUGGCUCGACUCGGCAUGCGGCGGUGGUGAAGCGCAAAGCACGGGCACCACGACCAGAAGCGUCCCAGCCAAGCGACACAUGCCUGCAGACAGUGAUGAUGGCUGGCUGCCGAACAUGCGCACUUUCAACUCUGGCGAAAUACGACGAUGCAACUGUGAUCUACAAGCGGUACUCAAGACUACGACCAAGGGAGGGGCGAACCAAAGUCGAUCUUUUUGGACUUGUGGUCGCGAGAGUGCGCGAUUGCGGUGCAGAUUUUUUGAAUGGAACGAUGAGGACGGUCAAGGUGGAGGCGGCAGCACGGGCGGUGGGUAUGGAGGACCGUCGAACGACUCUAACAGUCGUGGCGGUGGAUGCUUCCGAUGUGGACAGAGUGGUCACUGGGCACCUGACUGUCCCAACCCGCAGCAGCAGCAGCAGCAACAGAAUAGCACGCGAGGCUCGACGUUCAAUAGAGGAAGAGGAAGAGGAAGAGGACGAGGCAGGGGCAGAGGCGGCUCAAAAGGUGGCGGCUCGAAGGGUGAUGGCUGUUUCCAGUGCGGUAAGAAAGGUCAUUGGUCGAGCGAGUGUCCUGGUGCGUAG